AGUGUUUCCCUUUUGUUACCGACCCACGUAAUUGGCGACUUCUAAAAACCCUUCUUCUGGUUAGUGCUGCUGCGCCCCAAUUUUGCAGACACCGGAACACAAUGUGGCGACCCCCACGCCCGCCGCCCCUCCGCUACUUCCUCCGCCGCGUCCUCCCUGGUCCCUCCCCCUCCCGUUCCCGUUCCCUUUCCCUUUCCCAUUCCCCACUCCCGCCUUUCUGCCAUCCGAUCCCUCUUCCAUUCUUUCCCUCGACCAUCCGAUCCUUCUCCUCCUCCUCCUCCUCAGCAUCCGCCGUCGCCUACUCGGACCUUGCCCGCUCCAUCUCCGCCGAUCUCGUCAAGCUCUCCUCCCCGGCCGAUCCUUCUUCCUCUGUCCUCGACCUGCCCGGUCACUUUUCCCUUCACUUCUCUGAUGUCCGCUUCAACACCCGGCUUCUUGCUGAGGUCCUCGACCUCUCCCGCGCCGCUGGCCGCUCCGCCGUCGACCUCUACCGCUGGAUCGUCCGCCAUCGCUCCUUCACCCCCUCCGAUGAGUCCCUCUCUUUCCUCGUCCACUUCCUCGGCCGUCGCAAUGACUUCAAGGCGGUCUACGAUCUCUUCUCCGAGUUCCGUCGCGCAGUCGGCCCCCUCUCCUUCCGCGCAGCCCUCGACCGCCUCGUCCGCGCCGGCCGCGCCGCCGAAGCGCUCCGCUUCUUUGAUGCCGCUCCUGCAGAUCUCGGCAUCCGCCGUGACCGCUCCGCCCUCUCCUCCCUGGUCGCCACCCUCACUGAACACGGAUUUCCUGGCUAUGCUGAGCGUGCGGUGAAGCGCUACGCCAACGAGGUCUUCCCAGACGAGGAGAUCUGUACUGCUUUGAUCCGGGGGUGGUGCGCUGCCGGAAAGCUUGAGGAGGCCCGCCGGCUUAUGGGAGAAAUCCUCCGGGGAGGGUUUGAGCUCGGAACACCUGCCUAUAAUGCGAUCUUGGAUUGUGUUUGUCGGCUUUGCCGGAAGAAGGACCCACUUCGACUGCAGCCAGAGGCUGAGAAGAUUCUCUUCGAGAUGGAAUCAUCCGGUAUCCCUCGUGAUGCCGAGACCUUCCGCGUGCUCAUCACCAAUCUGUGUAAGAUCCGGAAGACUGAGGAUGCCUUGAAACUGUUUAGGAAAAUGAGCGGAUGGGGGUGCUCAGCUGAUGCAGAGACCUACUUAACCCUCAUCCGGAGCUUGUUUCAGGCUGCUCGGGUAUCCGAGGGGGAUGAGAUGGUUGGAUGGAUGCGGUCGGCUGGUUUCGGGGAUAAGCUUGACAGGAAAGCCUACUAUGGAUUUAUCAAGAUCUUGUGUGGAAUCGAACGGGUGGAGCAUGCAGUGAAGGUGUUUCGGUUGAUGAAAGGAUAUGGUCAUGCUCCUGGGGUUAAGACUUAUAGUUUGUUGAUAGAGAAGUUGGCUAUGCACAAUCAGUCUGACAGGGCAAAUGCCCUCUUUAGUGAGGCAGUGGCACGUGGGGUGCCGGUGACACCUAAGGUAUAUAAAGUUGAUAAGAGGUUUGUGAAGGUGAAGGAGAAGAAGGUGAAGAAGAGGUUGACGUUACCAGAGAAGACGAAAAUGAAAAGGAGGCGGCUUAAAAUGCUGAGAUUGAGCUUCGUGAAGAAGCCGAAAUUAAUGCGGAAGAUGACUUGAUUUCACAAAUGUGGUAAAGAUGCUGUUUCAUCUGUCCUUAACUUUAUGUUGUUGACUACAUUUAGCACAUUUUUACGUGCUACAGUUCAGAAAUUCCAGCCCAAAUUUAGCACACCAUUUUAGAAUUUCAAUAAUAAGUCUCUCAUCCUUGUGUCUUGUUCUUGGUAAAUAGAGAUUUAAUGGAUCAUUAUCUGCAAGAUUAUUGUAUUGUGUAACUUCAGUUCAACGAAAGUUUUAUCCAGUAGCAUCUGCAUAA
This is a messenger RNA of Musa acuminata AAA Group (dessert banana), 1908 nucleotides long. Its product is annotated as small ribosomal subunit protein mL104 (rPPR9). Gene Ontology annotation, molecular function: mRNA binding; protein binding. Bases 102 to 1652 code for a protein of 516 amino acids. Gene Ontology annotation, cellular component: mitochondrion. The record is from RefSeq and is a predicted model, not a curated record. NCBI's taxonomy places the organism in Eukaryota, Viridiplantae, Streptophyta, Magnoliopsida, Zingiberales, Musaceae. The transcript has a single exon.